AUAGAAAUCGAGACACGUGGUCCUCGAGUGCUCGACGAACGUCGUGAUUCCCAAGCGAGUAAAUUCCGACAGAGUAGAUCGAGAAAUUCCAUGCGACAAGCACGCUCAUCGGAACAUCAAGAUCUGAAUAAAUUUUUAUAAAAUACAAGGACUGCGGCGUUCAACACUGCAAUGCGCGAUGACCGAGGAACGAUGAGGCGCUGAGCACUCUCUGUGCCGGGUAAUUCGGCCCCAGGGCCCCGAGCCAGGCCUCCAAAGCAGGUCCACGGCAUUCCACGAGCCCGAGGCCCCCCCAGCCCGACCCGACUGGCCUCACGGUGCGACCAGCCAUCCUUGGUUGUCAACACGCGCGAGUCAGCCGCCCUCAGGAUGAGCAAGCUGUCGUUCAGGGCGCGCGCCCUGGACGCAUCCAAGCCCAUGCCGAUCUACAUGGCCGAGGAGUUGCCGGAUCUGCCAGAUUAUUCGGCCAUUAACCGCGCGGUGCCCCAAAUGCCCAGCGGCAUGGAAAAGGAGGAGGAAUGCGAACAUCAUCUUCAAAGAGCAAUAUGUACGGGUCUAAUCAUUCCUACUCCUGAAGUAACUGAUCUGGCAGAUGCGGAAGCUUAUGAUAAAAUAUAUCCUGCUGAUUAUAAGUUGCCUCGCCAAUUGAUACACAUGCAACCCUUUGCUAUGGAACAAGAUAUACCUGACUAUGAUAUGGACUCAGAGGAUGAAAAAUGGGUUGCAUUGCAAAGCAACAAGAUGGAGUUAACCCCGCUUCAAUUUGAAGAGAUGAUGGAUCGUCUGGAAAAGAGUUCUGGACAAACUGUAGUUACCCUCAAUGAAGCCAAGGCACUUUUGAAAGAGGAUGACGAUUUAAUAAUCGCGGUUUUCGACUAUUGGCUCAAUAAGCGUCUCAAGACUCAACAUCCACUGCUUCUGACUGUUAAAACUGAGCAUCGAUUUGGUUCGGCCGUCAACAAUCCAUAUCUCGCGUUUCGACGUCGAACAGAGAAGAUGCAGACUCGCAAGAAUCGUAAAAACGACGAAGCUAGUUAUGAGAAAAUGCUGAAGCUUCGUAGGGAUCUUAGUAGGGCAGUCACUUUAUUGGAAAUGGUGAAACGCAGAGAGAAGACCAAGCGAGAGCACUUGCAUCUCACAAUUGAGAUUUACGAAAAACGGUAUCAAGCGCAAGACUUUAGUGGACAAAUACUGGCAGAGGUGUCAGCGUUAAAAACACCGCGACCAGCGUUCGCUCCGCUUUUUACCAAUCAGUUUGGUGUUCAUCAGAAUUGGUCAAACAAAGUCUGUAGUAAAGACGAGGUAGUGCCCAGGAAAGAAAAGAGACAGUACAAGAAGCGGAAACAUAAAACAGACAGUAGAGGUGGGAGUUUAGACGACACAGGUGUGCGUAGUGGAACGGGUAGUGGAGGUGGCCGGGGGAAUCGUCCGAGUGUUCUCGGAAGCGGGCUGGACCCGCUCAUCAGUUCGGAUGAGGAUAGCCCACUUCCAUCUCAUUCACACACUCAGCCAUCGUUACUUUCCGACCGUGAUGACGAAGACACGGCUGAUGAGGGUCAAUUCGCCUUUCGUCGAAAUAGGAAUAGCACUUAUUUACCACCUGUAUCAGGUGGAUUUGGAAAUUGGCCUUGGUGUGAUAAAAAUGAGGGUGGUAUAGCUGACAAGAAGUAUAGGUUUGCAUUGACCAGUAUCAACAAACCAGUGCCAAGGUGUAUUGGAUUCGCGCGACGAAGACUUGGGCGCGGUGGGAGAGUGAUACUGGACCGCUGCACGACCGAUAUGGACGAAAUAUGGUCUUCUUUAGACUUCACGAUACAUGAGUCCAGGUGUGGACCAGCGGAUUCGAACGCUACUGCCACAGCAACGACUACUGUUAAAGAACGGUUACAUUUUCGACCAAAGACUCCGCCUACGUCGGUGCUUAGCCCAAGCGAGGAAAGCAGCGAUAUGGACUCGGACGUAGAGCCAAUAGUCUCUCGACCCAAGCUACUUCCAUACCCGUUCCCGCUCGAGGCGACGUCCAUAUGCGUCGAGGUGGAGCCGGAUCGUGCAGGAGACGAGUCGCCGUUUACAUCGGAGUUCAAUAUCGCCGACUACUUCUCGACGGAUGCCCUAUCGUCAGACUUUGAUCUCGCGGUGGCGAGCAUCAGCGGUGGUAGUGCGUGCCUCAGUGGUUUAUCGGACGGUAGCCUGAACGAGAGUUCGCGGACAGACGAGCUCGGUAGUUCACACUUUUUGGUGACGCCACUCGCGAGUAAUCUGUUCGCGCCGCCCAUCGCGACGGGGGCGCAGCAGGCCCGGCCUCAGUGCAGUGGUGUCAACACCGGUGGUUUUAACGUUGUACAUAUUCCCGCAAGUUCUUCGUCUUCGUCGAUUUCGUCUUCGUCGUCCUUCUCCGUCGCGUGCACAACUAGCCAGCAAAUUGCCACCACAUCGAGCACAGUGUCCACGCAGUGCGCCGGUGCCGCCAUCGACGCGCAGCCGAAUCAUCAGUCCAAGCAACACAGACAAUUACCAAACAACAGCACCGCUGCCUCCAUUCUCUCGAAAUCCUUGACUAGUCCGACGAAUAAUAGAAAUGGUAGCAGCUGUAGCGGCGGUAACAACAGUGGCGGCGGCGGCGGUGGUGGUAGUAGUGGUGGUAAUGGUGGUAGCGCGAACGUUAGAGUGUUUAGUGCGAGCACCGUGACCAGUGGUGGUAGUGGUGUUGGUGGUAACAGUGGUAGCAGCGGCGGCAGCGGUAGCAGCAGCAGUGGCAGUGGCAAUAUCGGCAUCGCAAACUUUGGCAACGGUCACCAGAACGGUCCGAUGCCGCACAUAAACAAUUCGAACAACCUGACUAAUAACACGCACGUGGUGAACAGUCAGUCCACGAUUGUUCUGCCGCAGAAGCAUCCACCGUCCAGUUUGCUACCAGGCCUGAUCACGCAAAGUAAAUUGGUGAGCCUCGCGAGGCAGCAGCAACAACAGACGCAGAAUCAGGCGCAACCAAUCCCAACGUCCGGGGAAAUUACGCUUAAUAGUAAUAGUGAAAGUUUGGAUAUGGAGGUGGAUGGAGUGGAUAGUUCGCCGUGCGAUAGCAAACCGCAGCAACAGCCGCAGCUUGUACGGGCGAACAAAGCAAAUUCAUUAGCGAUGGAAGUGACAUGAUGCCUGCUAUUGGCACCCCUGUUGCCGCCAAUACGUCACUGGGGGCUUCGCUAACUUUUACCUUGCCUAUGUCUCUGCCUCGGCUGGGAGAUAUCGGACAUACUAUGAUAUACUGCGCUACGUUGACUCGAAGAGCGAUACGGCUAGGUACAAUUGCAACUAUACUACGAUUCGAUUUUUAUAUUGCGACGGCGCGAUCAGGAUCAAACGUGGAUUCUAAUGCACAUACCGAAGGUUCAUCCUUGUUCUGUCCAUCGGGAGGUCGUGCUCCGUAGUUCCGAGAUCCGUGCUCUUCAAAUCUCGCGUUUUCCUUGCUCAUUGAACGUUACGUACGAUCGGCAAUCGCAUGGAGAUAUUUUCACUUGUAGACAAGCGACUUUAAUCAUUGAGAAUUUGCCUGAUCGCUCAAAAUGAGAUUUUAUUUCUACUAGUCCACUAUAUCUAGAAAUAUAUGUGGUCUGUUGCAAUAUAUGAUAUAGACAAACUAAAAUUAUGUAUUUUGAGUUAUUUCGGCAAAGAGAGUGUAUGCGAUAUGUGUUCGUUAUUUCCGAUAAAGACGAUCUUAUUCGUUCAAUGCAAGGAAAAUCGUAAUCCAACGUAAAUCUCAGAGAUGCGAAGCGCUACAUUCAUCUUGACAUUCUUUAAAGAUCCUUAUUUACAAAUUCAGUACUGUCCAAGUAUCACGUGGCACGAUAAUUGGACGUAUAAAGCAAGCUUUCUCAGACACAGCAUUGGUUAUUAAACGGUCAAAAUUCGGUAAAGAAGGGAAAAAAAGAAAAAAAAAAGACAUUCUUUUAACUUUGUACUCUUAUACAGCAUCUGUCGCGUGAAGUGUACGCUUGAGAAUCAAUAGAGGCUUUAUGUUUAAUCGUGGACGAUUAUCGAUAAUAUGAUUUUUGGUUUCACAUAUAGUCACAGACAUAACUUUGAUUAAUCAUUUUGUAAAUUAUGCUUACGACGCGAUGUAUUCUUUCCUUCUUAUUUGUUUUUCUCUCUUCAAUAUAACGUAUGCAAUGUGAAUUCGAAGCGCUACAUUAGCAACGGAGGGGAUUGUAUAAUAAUCUGUUUGUAAGUACAAUAGUACGCUCGACUUACGUCUCAUCGCUUUCGAUAUAAGUAGAUCUACAGGAAAUAGCAGGAAAAAAAUAGAUUGAUUUCUUAUUGAAAUUGUAUGAUUAUCUUAAUAUUGUAUAUAGAGAUUCGGUUCGAGUAUUAUAGAACUUUAUAGUAAUGCUCUAUUUCCCUUAUAUAUAUAUAUAUAUAUGUGUGUGUAAUUUACAAUACAUACAUAUAUAUAUAUAUGUGUAAAUACAUACAUAUAUAUAUAUAUAUAUAUAUAUAUAUAUAUAUAUAUAUAUAUAUUAUAUAUGUAUGUAUGUAAUACUACAUUGUAAUACUAAAGGCUUCCAGGCUGUGAAAUAUUGAAGCUAUUGUUAUCGAUUAACCUUUGAUAGCAUUAAUGUCAUUAUAAUCGUAAAAGGAUUUUCUUUCACUCUAUCUUUUUCUCUCUCUCUCUAUCUGUCUCUCUUUCUCUCUCUCUCUCUUUCUCUCUCUCUCUUUCUUUUUUCUCCAGUAAUCAGCAAAAAGUGCGUUUUUAUAUUUGCAUAUCCGAUACGGAUUAUGCGACUGAUAUGCAAUUAUAAUGUAAUUUUAUAAUGUUGCGUUUGGGAAGCUUGUAUCACAGAAUUUGCGAAGGUGUUACACACUACAUAUACUGUAUUAGAAUCUACGGAGAAGCUUAUAAGAAGAAGCGAUGCAUAAGAAAACUUACGUCUUUCAGAUUAGUGACUGCAAUUACCGCUACUAUUGGUGUAGAGAUACCGAAUACUUCAAACAUGGUUUUGAUGAAACGGUUAUAAAUUUUGCUUUUACGAGUUCGCGCAUCUCUCUUCUUUUUUUAUUUUAUCUCAUAAUUCUCUAUUCCCACGCGAACGAACUUGAUCAAGUGAAUCUGUGACGAGCUGUCUGCGACGAUAUUGCAUCUCGUGUCACAUUUUUAUCUGUUCUCUCGCAGACUCGAUAACAUUUUUACCGUAGACGAGUGCAAAUGUUGAAAGAGUCAUUCGAUAUUUAUUCUUAUUUGUAGAGUAGCAUGUUUAUGACUCGGAUGUGAACGUUCGGAUCCUGCCACACGUUGCGCUCUGCACCGGCUUGAGGGAUUCGAGCAUGCAAAGCGAACGUCAGGCGUGCCAUUACUUAGUGUUUGGACAGAUACAUGUCUUAGCGUCAUUCCUUCAAGAAUUUCAUAACGCCGAGAGCCGCACACGAAUGAUAUUUCGUUCUUUACACCGGUGUGCAUGUUACAAUUCGUUGCAAAAUCCGCGCGGCGGGACCUGUUGACACAACUGAACAAAUCAUCAUGGGUGUAUCUGAGGCACAUACGAUUGAUUCGAGUCAGAGCACCUUGUCGUAUUUACAUUUGAUCGCUUCUCUAUACGUGACAAACUGUGCACGCUUUCGCUGAUGAAAGCUUGUUCGAAGAGAAAAGAAGUCCAAUAAUGUACGCGUGUUACUUUAGCUGUUCUGGAUUCUCAUGUUCCUCUCUUUUUUUCUUUCUAUAUCCAUAUAGUCUGCCACUUCAUUGAGAAGCAAGAAAAGGAUGUUACAAAGCAUGUAGAGUCAAGAGAAUACCUUUACGAUCAACAAAACUGACAAUGUGUCGUCUGUACAUUUUACUUUUAAACACACACACACAUACAUACACACAUAUACAUACGCAAUAUUCUAGACGAAUCGCAAGUCUGGAUUAACGAUGUUUUUUCCAGAUUGUCGAUGUUGAGAAAUCGUUAGUAACAGACCUCCCUUUGUAACUUCUCCGCAGUCGCAGUUUCCUUCGACAUAUUCGAUAGUUGUAUUUUUCUCGUUAAUGUAGAGAAGAACAGCCGCAUUACGAGGGUGAAAUGCAUACGCGAGAUCCGAGAUUACACAGAUUUCGUUAUUCAUUACAAUUGAGAAAACAAAUUCGGAAACACUGAUCAUUGAAAUCGAUCAAUAUAAUCCAGGAUAGAGAGGAAUAUUUCGGAUUUAUCAGUGAAAAAAAGAAAAAGAGGAAGCCAAAAGGAACCUCUCGCAAUAGUGAAUUACGAUGUAAUACGAUUUGUCGCCAGCCGUAACGCGGAUAAUACGGGAAUAAAGAUUAUGGUGCGAGUGUUACAAAUUGUAGGGAGACUUGAAGUCCGUAGUAAGAAACGAAAGGAAAAAAAAAGAUAUAUUGUACAUAUAAAAAUAAUUACGCUUAUUGUAUCUCUUACUUUUAGGUAAUUAACUGAAUAAUAAUAAUAAUAACUGUAAUUAAUGUUGUUGUGGUAGGCGCACAUACGAUGUGUACGGAGAUUUAUGAAUUCAAGACGAUUUUAGGAGGAGUAAUAAAGAAAUUUUAUCCUG
This is a messenger RNA of Odontomachus brunneus, 6534 nucleotides long. RefSeq names its product enhancer of polycomb homolog 1 (gene E(Pc)). Gene Ontology annotation, cellular component: piccolo histone acetyltransferase complex. NCBI's taxonomy places the organism in Eukaryota, Metazoa, Arthropoda, Insecta, Hymenoptera, Formicidae. The transcript is spliced from 11 exons. Gene Ontology annotation, biological process: regulation of transcription by RNA polymerase II. The record is from RefSeq and is a predicted model, not a curated record. The coding region runs from base 370 to 3150 and encodes 926 amino acids.